Molecule: messenger RNA, 1119 nt
Organism: Phalacrocorax carbo (great cormorant)
Lineage: Eukaryota; Metazoa; Chordata; Aves; Suliformes; Phalacrocoracidae
Source: RefSeq, a predicted model, not a curated record
AUGUGGCAGAGCUCACCUGAUCCCAGCAGCGUUGGCAGCAGCAGGUGUGCCCAGCAGGCCCAGGAGGGCAGCCCCAUGGAGAACAGUGUGGGGCAGGAGCUGGGGACCCCUGAGCUACCUGCUGCCGAGAGCAUCCCAGCCCCCCAGUUGGUGUUUCACAUGCAGCUGGCCCAUGGCAGCCCCACAGGGUACAUUGAGGGCUUCACCAACGUCAAGGAGCUCUAUGCCAAAAUCGCUGAGGUCUUCAGCAUCUUGGCCACUGAGAUCCUCUUUUGCACACUCAAUACACACAAAGUGGACAUGCAGAAGCUGCUGGGGGGACAGAUUGGUCUGGAGGACUUCAUUUUUGCCCAUGUCCGGGGUGAGAUGAAAGAGGUGGAGGUGAAAGAGGAUGCAUUUGGCCUCACCAUCAUGGCCAAUGGGGCUGGCUAUGCUUUCAUCAAGAGAAUCAAGGAGGGGAGCAUCAUCAACCACAUCCAGACAGUGUGCGUGGGCAACAGCAUUGAGGCUAUCAACAACCACACCAUCGUGGGCUGCUGGCACUAUGAAGUAACCCAGAUGCUGCAGGAGCUGCCCCAGGCUCAGCCCUGCCUCGUGCAGCCCAAAAAGGUCUUUGACAUGAUUGGGCAGCGGACAUGGAGCAGCAAGUCCCUGGGCAAGAGCAGAGUGGCCAGUGGGAAGGAAACACUGUGGCUGUGGGCACAGGGCCCAGCCACGCUGGAAGAGGGGCCCAGCCUCUUCAAGGAAGAAGCUGCCUGCUGGGUAGAUGACCUGCUGGAGAGCUACGUUGACCUCCAUGACAGUGAGCUGGCCUCAAUGAUGGUGGAGGCAGCAAAGGAGAGCCCUGGUGAGGCCCAGCUCGCCCAUGGCUUGGACUUGGUGCUGGGUGAGUUUGCCUUCCCCCAGGAGUUUGUGGCUGAGGUGUGGGCAGCUGUCUGCCAGCCCAAGGCGGGGCAGGAGUAGCUGGUGGGGCAGCAGGGCCCCUCACCUGCAUCCCCACCCCACCUGUGGCUGGCAGUGCUGGUGGGGGUCCCCAUCCUGCCCCCCCCCCCACACCCUCCUGAGCUGCACCUAGGUGUGUCACCUGGGGGGGGGGGCAGUGGGGCACCCAGCCUGCAC